AUGUGUAACAAUAUUCAUAACGAGACCCAUGAACCCGAACUGCUCCUGAUCCUGAUCCUGCUCCUGCUUUUAAAUGAUGCCUCGGUUUCGAAACGAUGCUCGCUCGCAUUACGCGUCUGUCUUGGCGAUGUCACAGCUGCCAAGGCUUGUGAUAAUCAUGCCAAUGCUUGGGGCAAAGGUCCGGGAAUAGAGAAAGUAUCAUACCAAAAAGAUCUUCCACCAGAUACGAUACCUCGUAAUCUUCAUGCAACAAAUAGUCAUCAGUCACUGCAUGUUCCCGUUGAUUUGCCGGCUGUGGAGCAACACGCUGUCGGUUGUCAACCAUCAGCCCUAUGGAGCUUGAAGUUGACAUUGAGCUUUGGCUCCGAUGAGAAUCCUUGA
Fusarium graminearum PH-1 is the source of this 381-nucleotide messenger RNA. RefSeq lists its product as uncharacterized. Bases 1 to 381 code for a protein of 126 amino acids. The record is from RefSeq and is a predicted model, not a curated record. The transcript has 5 exons. Lineage: Eukaryota; Fungi; Ascomycota; Sordariomycetes; Hypocreales; Nectriaceae.